AUGCUGAGCGCCUCGGCGACUCCCACCCAAAGGUCCUUCGAUCCCCAGCAGCAGCAGGCACAGCAGCAGCAACAACCGCCACAACCAGGGAAUCCACGGCCGAGUCUCGAGCGCGAUGCCCUACAAGCCCCGGCCCCCAAUGGAGCUGCCCGCAACCUCUCUGCAUCCGCAGUGAGCUUUGCCUCGCGCGGGGCACAGCUCAACCCAUCACCGAUGCCGGGCAGCUUCAGCUCUGAGCUGCGCAGCCAGACCAAUGUCUCACGAGCGGGUUCACGCCUCGACAUGUUCCCUGCGCUCGAGAAAUUAGACGAGGAUGACGGGCCGACCCCCGAAAAGACCAUCGCCCAUCUGCGCGAGGCUCUGAGCCGCGAGAUGAAGAUCAAAGAGGGGAGCGAAAAUAUGCUGGAAGCGCUGAACUCUAAAAAAGCGAAACAAACUAAAGAUCAGCGCCAACGGGUCGAAGCCGAGCUAACCUCGUCUAACCUCCGCAUCAAGGAGCUACGCCAAAAGAUCACGGAUGCCCAGCGCGUUAAGGCAGCGCCCACCACGCCCACACGGACUAGAAAUGAGGGCCUUCUUCCCGUUGGUAGUAGUGUGCGCUCCCCACCGAGCGCCUCUCGGAGCGGUGUUGGUUCCGACAUCGAUGAGCCUACAGAGUCGCCCACAUUUGCCCUCACUGAAAUCCUCCAAGCGCUAGAGGUUGAGGGCAUGACGCCGGAUUACUACGUCUCGCGUGCCAACAGUCUAGUCGAUCUCUUCAAGCGGCAUCCCACACUCAAAUACGACCUGGAGUGGUCGGUGUUUGGUUUCCGCAUGCAGGCCAUGUUGCUGAGCGAGAGCCGCGAGGUGGUCGCUGCGGGGUCCUUAAUCAAGGACCGAAAGGCCGACGUCGAACGUGAGCAAGCACUCAAGUUUGUGCGCGCCUUUCUGGAUGUCAAAGACGGUGUGCGCGAGAUAUCGAGAGCUGUGGUCCGAUCAAUUGCUGCGGCAGCGGAGGAGCCCGAGGAAAGGCUGCGGCCAAUCUGCCUCGAGACGCUGGCCGAGAUCCUCGUUCGUGACCCGCAACUUCUGAUUGCUUCCGGGGGCAUGGCGGCGUUACACGAAGCAUUAGCAGACGGGUCUUAUAAAGCGUCGGAGAGCAUAACAAUGGCCUUUCUUUACCUUCUGGAUGCACCACAUCGACGCCAAUACUUGCGCCCGGGGAACGAGCUGGAGGUCCUUUUCACGGCCUUCACAGAUGAACUCUCGUCAAAUGAACGGUUUCUCAAGCAGAGCGUCAAAGCUGUGGCCUCUGCGUUGAAGACAUGGUCCGGGCUCAUGACGUUGUCCAUGUACAACUUCCGUGCCAUCAGAUCCAUGAUCACUAGCAUGGUUGUGCAGGCUGGGCCCAUCCGUGAGAGCAUCAUCGACCUCAUCUUCUCCCUGCUGCGUAUCAAGUCACCGGCAUGGGCGACCUCGUUCCUGGCUGGCCGUCGACUCACGACCUACGGCCGUGUCACAAACCUCAAAUCGACCACUACUACCGCUGCCACGGCUGCCAAGGACUCCCCGUCCGAGCUGGAUGAAGAUGGUGGAGAGCAAAACUUCUUAGAGCACUACACAGCGCUUCUCCUUGCGGUGUUUAUCAAGUCGGGGGUUGUUCCAGCUCUCUUGGAGCUGACACAGACCAACGAGAGCGCAACACUCCGGCGCAAAUCAACUCUGUUGAUAGGGGAGGUGCUGAAGUUAUCCAGCCGCCUGCUCCCCCCGUCUUGGAGCAGCGAAUUACAGCUACUUCCAGACCUCUUCAUCUCGGCUGCGAAGCUCAAGGACGAGGGCCAUUUUGCUGCAACUGGGGUAGUAUACCAGAUUAGCAGCGUGAGCAGGACGCUUUACCGAUCAUCGCCCUCUGCCGCUUAUCUUCCCUCCGUCCACCAAAAUAUGGACCUCAAUGGGCUCGACGAGCACCCCAAGGCCACCACAACAGCGAAUUUCGAUGAUGGGACGUUCCGCCAGCUGCUUCUUGAGUCUAACGUGCUCAACAGCUCGAACUACACGAAAUGGAACUGGGAGGUCAUGACUCGGCUGAUCGAAGGGCCGCUCACUAGCGGGAAACGGCUCGAAGAGGCCAUCAAGGCAUCCAAGUUCAUCAAGCGGAUCAUGAGUUUCUACCGUCCCUUCAAGUACAAAUUUUCCGAAAUCAAGAGCUCGAGAACGACGCAGAAAUACGUCCGGACCGGGUGCUCGCUGAUGCAUGCUCUGCUACAGAGCCCCGAGGGUGUCAAGUAUCUGUCCGACAACAAGCUUCUGCGCCAGGUUGCCGAGUGCUUAGCGCAAUGUGACCCAACAAGUGGGCUGACGGCUCAGGACCCCAUGUUCUCCAAGGACCGCUUGGCCGACACCCUCUGCGGCGGGUAUUUCCCCAUCCUGGGCGUCUUGAGCGCGGACGUCAAGGGGAUGCAAAUGCUGGACCGCUGGCGCAUCUUCAAUAUGAUGUACCGCAUCCUCGACUUGAAGCAGCGACCGGAUCUCAUCAAACUGAUGCUAUCCAACUUUGACUACUCGCUCCAGGGCCACCCGCGGGUACUUCUCUCCAAGGCCUUAACCGCGGGCACGAAGGAUAUCAGGAUAUAUGCGACGAAUGCGUUGAGGAAAUUCGCCACGCACCCGCGCAUGGGGCCGCACGGCCCGGAGCCGGGAGACUCGAAAUGGGCCAUCCAGCUGCUCGUAACACAGCUGUAUGACCCUGAAGUGGAAGUGUGUGCCACGGCAGUCAAAAUCCUGGAGAAAGCCUGCAACACAAAGAACCACCUCGAGUAUAUCGUCGAAUGUCGGCCAGCGUUGGACCACCUUGGUGAAAUUGGCGCGCCGCUGCUUCUACGGUUUCUCUCGACGUCGAUCGGGUACCAUUAUCUCGAUGGACUCGACUACAUUAGCAACGAGAUGGACGACUGGUUCCUGGGCCGCAACGACUCGUACGUCGGUGUCAUUGAGGCGAGCCUUGCGCGGUCGUUCAUGGAUCAACCAGAAGACCAAACCAACCGCAUCAGCGUGUUCGAAGAGCAGCAGGAGAUGGAGGCCGACAACCACGUCCCACCGCACUUUUACCGCGAGCUUACCCGCACCCAGGAAGGGUGUAAGCUGCUCCGCGACAAGGGCCACUUUGACGAGUUCACCGCCACCAUUCGCGAGUACGGCAUGCAGUCGGACGACCCGGAGAUGAUGGUCAAGGUCAAGGGCUGCCUCUGGGCGGUGGGCAACGUCGGGUCGAUGGAACUGGGCGCACCGUUCCUCGAGUCGAGCGAUGUGGUCGAGCAGAUUGUGUGCAUCGCCCAAAACCACGAGGUACUCAGCUUGCGUGGGACCGCUUUCUUCGUACUCGGCCUCAUCUCCCGCUCCAUCCACGGUCUCGAGAUCCUAUCCGAGAACGGCUGGGACGCCAACACCAGUCUCCUCGGCCACUCGCUCGGCCUGUGCAUCCCAUCAGACCUGUCUCAGCUUUUCUCCCUCCAGCCCUGGCGCCACGCCCCGGUUACCGCGAUCCAGUUGCCUGCCAGCCAAAAGACGGAAACUACCAAAUUACCCGCCGUACCGUCUCGUCCGCGCUCGGAAUCCCUCAUCAAAGCUCUCGAGGAAGCCGAACGCGAGGCCGCGGCUGGGCCGUCCGAUACAGCAGCGCAAUCAUCCUCCGCACUUCCCUUCCUACCCCCGCGCGUGGAACUCGACCCAGAUCCGACGAACCACCGCAUCCUCGAGCUGGUCAUAGAUAUGUCGAAUAUGGUGUUAUAUCGGAGAGCACGUACCGAGCUGAUGCAGCUCAAGACGAUGGCUGUGACGACGUCAGCAGCAACAUCAGCGGUGACAGUGGCAGUAGGAAACACGCCGAUGCUGGGGCAAACGGAGCGGACGGCGAAACGAGCGCCGGCCGGGUUUGCGCAGCCACGGCUGUUUCGCAAGGUCCUAUCGCUGCUGGAGUGUCAUCAUUACCGUCUGGCGGAUCGGAAUAUGAUUGUGGGGCUGUUUGAGAAGGGUGUGUUGAGGGCAGUGGUGUAUGGCGAGGAUGAGGAUGAGGAUGAGGGAGACGAAGGAAUCGAGAGGGUUUUGGAAGAGAGCGAAGAUGGAAGUGAGAGUGAAGGUGAAGAUGGAGAGAGUGAUGGGGAGGACCAGGAGGGUAGCCCGGGUGCGGUUCCCAAGGCAAAUGGCAGCAAGAUAGCGCCCGAGGUGGUCAGAAACGGGACUCACCCGCCAAACGAGGAGAAGGACAAAGAUGAGGAAGAAAGUGAAGAAAGUGAAGAGGAGGAGGAGGACGAUGAUAGCGACGAAGACGAAGACGAAGACGAUGAGGAAAAGGAAGAACAGAAGAACCCCGGCCAAGCGAAAAAACAAGCAGAUGGCCAUGACAACGAAUCUAGCUCAGACGAGGAUGAGCACCACGCGGAACGGCAGAGAAGCUUGAGUGAUCCAGCAAACACCACAACUUCUCAAAAGAGACAGGGCGUGAUACAUGGGUUUAGCCGGUAG
Dichotomopilus funicola is the source of this 4500-nucleotide messenger RNA. RefSeq names its product Rapamycin-insensitive companion of mTOR, N-term-domain-containing protein. Gene Ontology annotation, biological process: TORC2 signaling. The transcript has 2 exons. Gene Ontology annotation, cellular component: TORC2 complex. Bases 1 to 4500 code for a protein of 1499 amino acids. Lineage: Eukaryota; Fungi; Ascomycota; Sordariomycetes; Sordariales; Chaetomiaceae. The record is from RefSeq and is a predicted model, not a curated record.